Molecule: messenger RNA, 1964 nt
Organism: Phyllotreta striolata
Lineage: Eukaryota; Metazoa; Arthropoda; Insecta; Coleoptera; Chrysomelidae
Source: the annotation of a GenBank genome assembly
GGGUAAAUAAAUUAGAUCUGUCAGACUAACGUAAUGUGCGUCAGUAAUGACAGUAUAUAGUUUUGUCGUAACUUUUUUGUGUAUGAAAAUAAUCACUGCAAGUAUUUGCGGUACCGAAUAUGUUUUCGGACCAGAAGGUGAGAUAAAAUUCGGCACUGUAGACUUAUUCAGGAAAAAUUGUACUUGGAUUAUCUCUCCCCCAAAUGAUUCCGUUACAACCAUUAGAAUUCUGGACUUGAAUCUCGAAGAUUGCUGGUCGUUUAAUCGCUGUUGUUUUAAAAUUACUGAUAAUGAAAACGUUCUGUUUGAUUUGUGCAACGAUAAGAUAAAUCACCCGGUGGUUUUAAAUUCAAACAAACAAAAUAUAACCGUUGUAGUAGAAGCCGUAAAUAUUUAUUUAAGAAUUUGGAUACGAUUUCUUAGCCGCAGUAGUGACAAAUGCACCAAUUUUGAUUAUCAAUGUUUAGAUAACAGUGGGUGCUACAAUUCAACUCAAUUGUGCAGCGAUAAUGGAUUUAUUUGCAACGAUCGCUCCGAUUUACAAGGUUGCAGUCCAUGCAAUUCUACAGCAGCUAUUUGCAAUAGAUUUUCGAAUCAAUGCUACGACAUACUAAAACGAUGUGACGGUAUUUUGGACUGCAAUUCAGGCGAAGAUGAACUGAAUUGUAGCAGUUUAUGUCCUCAUGAAAUUAAGUGUCCCCUAGAAAAUAAGUGCUUCAGUUUAUCACAAAUAUGCGAUUUUAUUUACGAUUGUUCUGACGGUUUUGAUGAAAGAGAUUGCUUACAGCAAAAUCAUGGUCUGAGAAAUUUCGCUAUCACGAUUAUGUUCCUGUUAUGUUCUGUUGGAUGUAUGAUCUUCCUUUGCUUCUUAUUUCGUUGGAUAAUUCAGAAGAGGGAAAACACCAGGUUUUUACACAACAUUCCCGAAUUUCCUUUACAACCCUUCGAAGGGCCAGGUGACUCAAAUGAAGAAUACGAACAAAACGAUUUAUUGGACACCGAAUUCGUACAGGGUGGUGAAAUUUUCGAACAUUACAUGGUUGCAGUCAGAAGAAAAGACAGUUGUUGUCCACGAUCCUCUCAAGCGGGAACUGGCAUUAUUCCUAAAUAUUCACAUCUAGAUCUUGACGGUGAUAACGAACUUGUAGUAUUAGCUUCCUUAAAUGUUCCAACAGACAUGUGUGUUGGUUUGAAUGUACCGGAAACGUCGAAAGAAAAACUGGAAACAAUAAAAUCCAUUUCGGAACGCGCUUCCUCCAUUUCAUCUGCCAAUGUACGUUCUAAAAGAAAUUCAAAAUGCGCCAAUGUUUCGCACAUUUUCGGACCAUCUUCAUCGAUGCCGAGCACGAGCUUAGCGGACACUUAUCAUCAGAUCGAUACGAGAAAUGUUAAAACUAGAAGGCGUAGAAGGUCAAAAUCUUCUAGUUUCAGCGAAGCCAGUGUAGAACCGGAACCUACAAAAUUUGUCACUACCGCCUUUAUCGAAAAGAGUAAAGAACAGAUGCCUAACAUUCAGGUUCCGGUGACGAGACACGCGUGGCGUUCUCCACCUAAGCAAUUCGAAAGCUUCGACGAAUUACGAGAAAUUAAAGUGAAAGAACCAGCACAGGCACCUGCACAAGCACCAUCACAAGCACAAGCACCAGCAUCAGUGCCAGUACCGAUUGAAAGUGCACAAUGGCUCGAUAUCGAUGACGAUUCACGUUAUAAAACGAUAACCAGAAGACCUUUGCAUCGAAACCCUUUUUCACCACGUAGUCCAAGAACUUCUGCAAGUGCUUCAAAACGGAGGAUUGGUUAUUUAUGUAAUAAUAAAUUGAAGAGAAGUAAUAAUUGGGUGUAAAUAUUUUAUAAGAAAUUAAUUGUAGAGGGUCGUUUCAAUUGUGUAGAAUUUAUUUGCCCAUAUAACUAAAUUUUUGUUAAACGAUUAUUUUAUUUUUUUUACAAAAACUGAAAUAAAUCAA